This is a messenger RNA of Cicer arietinum (chickpea), 1831 nucleotides long. Its product is annotated as low affinity inorganic phosphate transporter 4. Lineage: Eukaryota; Viridiplantae; Streptophyta; Magnoliopsida; Fabales; Fabaceae. The record is from RefSeq and is a predicted model, not a curated record. Gene Ontology annotation, molecular function: phosphate transmembrane transporter activity. Gene Ontology annotation, cellular component: membrane. Gene Ontology annotation, biological process: transmembrane transport; phosphate ion transport.
CAUAAAUAACUAAACCAAUUCCAUAAAUCAAAUUGAGAGUCUUAAUUUUUCCAAAAUGGCAUUAGAAGUCCUAGAAGCACUAGAUUCAGCUCGAACACAAUGGUACCAUGUAACAGCCAUAGUAAUAGCUGGCAUGGGAUUUUUCACAGAUGCUUAUGAUCUUUUUUGUAUCUCAACCGUUUCAAAACUCUUAGGACGAUUAUAUUACUUUGAUCCAAGCACAAAUAAACCAGGGAAGCUACCACCAAACCUUAACAACGCGGUCACCGGUGUCGCACUCGUCGGAACACUUACCGGACAAUUAGUCUUCGGCUGGCUCGGAGAUAAACUAGGACGGAAGAAAGUUUAUGGUAUCACACUUAUUCUCAUGGUUGUAUGUGCCAUUUGCUCUGGCCUUUCAAUGGGUUCAUCAGCAAAAUCUGUUUUUGGAACCCUUUGUUUUUUCAGAUUCUGGCUUGGAUUCGGUAUUGGAGGAGACUACCCUUUAUCUGCAACAAUCAUGUCAGAAUACGCCAACAAAAGGACACGUGGCGCUUUCAUAGCAGCAGUUUUCGCCAUGCAAGGUGUAGGUAUCAUCUUCGCCGGAAUGGUUUCAAUGCUAUUUUCAGCCAUAUUCAAAUCAUAUUACGACGCUCCAACUUUCUCUUCAAACCCAAUUUUAUCAACACAACCCGAAGGUGAUUUACUAUGGCGAUUGGUUCUCAUGGUUGGUGCUAUUCCAGCUAUGUUAACUUACUAUUGGAGAAUGAAAAUGCCUGAAACAGGUCGUUACACUGCAAUCGUUGAAGGAAACGCCAAACAAGCCGCUGCUGACAUGGCAAGAGUGUUAGACAUUGAAAUCAUAGCUGAACAAGAUAAGUUGGCUGAUUUUAAAGCAGCAAAUGAUUACUCUCUUUGGUCCCAAGAGUUUUUUAACCGUCACGGACGUCAUUUAAUUGGUACUAUGAGUUGUUGGUUUUUACUUGACAUCGCUUUCUACAGUCAGAAUUUAACACAAAAAGAUAUUUUCCCUGCUAUGGGACUUAUUGAUAAAGAUGUUGACAUGAAUGCUAUUGGUGAAGUUUUACAAACUUCACGUGCGAUGUUUAUUAUCGCUUUGUUUGGUACUUUCCCUGGUUAUUGGUUCACCGUUUUCUUCAUUGAAAAAAUUGGACGUUACAAGAUUCAACUUGUUGGUUUCUUCAUGAUGUCUUUCUUCAUGUUUGUUAUUGGUGUUAAAUAUGAAUACUUGAAAGACGAAAACAAAAACUUAUUUGCUCUUCUUUACGGGUUAACAUUUUUCUUCGCGAAUUUCGGACCUAAUAGUACGACGUUCGUGUUGCCGGCUGAGUUGUUUCCGACACGUGUGAGGUCCACGUGUCAUGCUCUUAGUGCUGCGGCGGGGAAGGCUGGUGCUAUGGUUGGUGCUUUUGGGAUACAAUAUUAUACUUUGGAUGGUAGUCCAAAGAAGAUUAAACGGACAAUGAUGAUUCUGGCUGUGACUAAUAUGAUAGGAUUCUUUUGCUCCUUUUUGGUUACGGAAACUAAGGGAAGAUCUUUGGAAGAGAUUUCGGGUGAGGAUGGGAGAGAGAGUGAUAUCACAGCAACACCCAAUGAUAGGGUUUUAGAGACUCAUCAUGAAUCAAGAACUGAGAAGAUGUGAUCAUUUUCAAUACUAGUAUAUAUAUUGAUAAUAAAAAUAAUGGGGCCAAAAUCAAUGCGUUUUGGUGGGUUGUCAUAAGAUCAAGCAUAUAUAUAUAUAUAUUAAGUGAUCUUUAAUUUGUUGUGUCUUAAACAACAGCCUUGUUGUAAUGAUUAUUUUUUUAAUGAAAUUUAGUAUUUUAUUGGUGAA